Molecule: messenger RNA, 767 nt
Organism: Ctenocephalides felis (cat flea)
Lineage: Eukaryota; Metazoa; Arthropoda; Insecta; Siphonaptera; Pulicidae
Product: zinc finger protein 136-like
Exons: 2
Coding region: 40-516 (158 amino acids)
Biological process (GO): regulation of transcription by RNA polymerase II
Cellular component (GO): nucleus
Molecular function (GO): DNA-binding transcription factor activity, RNA polymerase II-specific; RNA polymerase II transcription regulatory region sequence-specific DNA binding
Source: RefSeq, a predicted model, not a curated record
AAAUGUGAUAAUUUUAAUAGUUCACUUCUAGUGUCAAGUAUGAAUAUAAUUAAUAACACUGAUGCUAUUUUAGAACCUUUAGAAGAUAUGCAUAUUGAAAUGAAAAAUACUGAUAUAAAAACUGAUUUUAAUUCAUUCAAUCUAAAUCAGCAAGAUACGUUUACUGAUACAAAUAUAAAAAUGGAAAGUAAUAUUUCUGGACAGAGUACCUCGAAAAAAAUUGUAAAAAGAACUGUUAUAAGAAAAAGGAUUACUGCUUUUACAUACACUUGUAUUAUUUGCCAGGAAGAGUUUAAAACAACCAACUCUUUUAAUAAGCAUCUAGAAAUCCAUCCAUUAGAAUGUCGUUUAUGUGCAAAAUUAUUCACCAAAAAGAAAACUUUUGAUGAUCACGAAGCUACACAUGUAGGUUUUAAGAAAUAUGCAUGUACUAAAUGUCCAAGACGUUUCCAUUCUGAUGAGAAAUUGAAAAAACAUGAAUGGAUAUGGAACUCCUCUGUUUCAAGAACUUUGUAACUAAACAUUUUCCAAAUCAGAGAAUCGGCAAUCUUCGAAACCCACCAAAAACUAGGAUUUUUAACUAGAAAAAACCUGUAAAUUCAACUUCAAGAAUUUACAUCUUUAUUCUACUAAUUAGUUUUUAAUAUUUAUUUUUUUGUAGAGAAAGGAGGGCCUUUAGUUCAGAUUUUUAAGAAAUCAUAUACGUAUAUAAACAGCGUUGGUGCGCACGUGUGUUUUUGUGUACACAUAUGUAUAAAUGUAAAUAA